Molecule: messenger RNA, 927 nt
Organism: Diaporthe amygdali
Lineage: Eukaryota; Fungi; Ascomycota; Sordariomycetes; Diaporthales; Diaporthaceae
Exons: 1
Coding region: 1-927 (308 amino acids)
Biological process (GO): peptidyl-proline hydroxylation to 4-hydroxy-L-proline
Cellular component (GO): endoplasmic reticulum
Molecular function (GO): procollagen-proline 4-dioxygenase activity; L-ascorbic acid binding; iron ion binding
Source: RefSeq, a predicted model, not a curated record
AUGGCUUUGCCUAUCUUUUGUCUCUCGAGAGUCACCAGCCUAAGCUUGGUGACCGUCGUUAUUGCCUGUAUCCUGGCUUACAUCCCUAGCCUUAUCAACUCCACCGGGCUCGCGUCUUUUCUCCCCGAAUUUGAUCUGCCUCCCCGCCUCUCGUCCUUCCCGUUCGUUCAUACCACACCAGCCACUGCAGAGAGUACCGCUUAUGUCUGCAAGCCUGCAACAUAUCGCACGCAAAUCGUGUCCCUUGAUCCACUUCUGAUCUACAUCCAUUCUUUCUUGCGCCCUUCCGAGAUCGAAUCCUUGCUUAAUACUGCUGACGGGCUGUUCAAGCCUUCUACAGUAACCAAGCAGGGCCGGAAGGUGGGUUCUUCGGAACGGACGUCCAGCACCGCAGGCCUGCCUCUUGAAGAUCCCGUUGUACACUGCGUACUGGGUCGGGCAGCCGAUUUCAUGGGGACAGUCAUGCGAGAUGGCGUAGACGAGAUGGGCCCCCCUCAGCUCGUCCGUUAUGUUGCUGGCCAGAAGUUUGACAUGCAUCACGACUGGUACCCACAGCCGCAGUGGGCAUAUGACGGGUCGCCGAGACAGUUUAACCGCGUGGCGAGCUUCUUCGCCAUCCUGCAGGAUAACUGCACCGAUGGAGAGACGUAUUUCCCCCACGUCGGCCCACCAGCACAGGAACAGGACAGUGUAGUCGGCGCCCGAGCCGACGGGCCAAGAGCUUGGAGCCAGAGCGACCCGAUCUGGAGGCAUCAUGAGAGCGGUGGCUUGGCUUUCAGACCCAUCAUGGGUAACGCGCUGUUCUGGAUCAACCUCCGCAGUGAUGGCACUGGUCAUGAGAAGACGGUGCAUGCCGGCCUCCCGGUCGGGAAUGGCCUAAAGACUGCCAUGAAUAUUUGGCCGCGGCAGUUCUAUGCGGUCAAUUAG